Poecilia reticulata (guppy) is the source of this 2376-nucleotide messenger RNA. NCBI's taxonomy places the organism in Eukaryota, Metazoa, Chordata, Actinopteri, Cyprinodontiformes, Poeciliidae. The record is from RefSeq and is a predicted model, not a curated record.
UUAAAAUCUUGAUUUAAAAAAAAAGAAAAAAGAAAGUUUACCUUUACUUUGAAUGCUUCCAUUCUGGUAUUUUUAUAAUCCCAUCGCUCUCAUGAUAUUCAGACUAUAUGCUUGUGUAAAAACUUGGUUGAAUUAGCUUUGUCAUAAAACGUUUGUAAAACAUAAUUUGCAAACAUAUACCUUUUUUGUGCUGUUGAUUGCAUAAUGAGGUGGUUUAUGAACCAGGCCUAAGUAGCAGAUAUUUAAAUAGGAACACAUCAAACAUAAACACUCAACAACUUCAUGACUAAAUACUCUUCAAAGCUCAGAGCGAGUCUUUUACUUUCUUAAUUUCACAAUUGUAAAAAAAAAACAAAAAACAAAAACAUGCAUAUAACACUUUCUGGCUUAAGGUUGGAAGCUGUAGUUAUAGGAGCUACAUUUAUAAGUGUGGCCAUGGCUGACUUCCUUCCUCUAUGAAAUUAAAAGUCACUCAAAAAUCUUAUCAGGUUUCUUCUGAGAGGUGAGAUUCUGCUAAACCUGUUGAGCUCAUUUUCCCUCCUAAAAGUGCUGCGCAGCCCACUUGUCUUGAUUGGUUUCCAGGUGUUGCUGCAGGAAGUGCUGAAAAUUCAAUACCCCACCAUGCACCUAAUGUGAUUUGUUAGAGCAGAGUGUCUUUCCACCUCGGUGAGCAUCUGAUGAUUGCUCCCUCCCUGGCAGCCUCUGUGUUACGCACGCAGCUAAUUUCUAACUUCUCCUCUUGAAAUGCAAAUCCAUGCAGAUAAAUCUUUGGCUUAAACUUCAUGAAUAUGACUGUGUCCUGUUUGCUCUCUUUCCCUUCGUCAAGUGUCUGCGCCACCGACCAAAAUGCUGACUCCAUGCUGAGGGGUCGGAAAAUGAACGCCUCGUCCUGCUGCGCCGCCCCCGUCGCCAUGUAUCAGCAGAGCUCAGGAUCUGACCUCAACGCCAGCUGCGACCUCUCGGCUCCUCGCUGCAACUGGACUGCCGUGGACGGGACCCCGCAGCUGCCCACGUUUUCCACGGCGGCGAAAGUCAGAGUGAUCGUCACCUUCAUCCUGUGUGGCGUGUCCACCCUCUGCAAUGUGGCAGUGCUCUGGGCGGCCAGCGGCCACCGACGCAGAUCUCACGUGCGCGUGCUGAUCGUGAACUUGACCGCGGCUGACCUCUUGGUCACCCUCAUUGUGAUGCCCGUGGACGCCGCGUGGAACAUCACCGUUCAGUGGCUGGCCGGAGACCUGGCCUGCAGGUUCUUGAUGUUCCUCAAGCUGCAGGCCAUGUACUCCUGCGCUUUUGUCACCGUGGUGAUAAGUCUGGACAGGCAGUCGGCGAUCCUCGACCCCCUGCUGAUCAGCAUGGCUCCGAAGAGGAACAGGGUCAUGCUGACGGUGGCGUGGAUAAUGAGCGCCUUGCUCGCCGUCCCUCAGGUCUUCAUUUUCCACAACGUGACUAUUACAUACCCAGCAAACUUCACUCAGUGCACCACUAGGGGGAGCUUCGUCACUCACUGGCAGGAAACGGCCUACAACAUGUUCACCUUCUCCUGGCUCUUCCUGCUGCCUCUGGCCAUCAUGGUCGUCUGCUACACCCGGAUCUUCAUCCACAUCUCCAAGCAGAUCACAAAAAAGAAUGUGUCCUCUGAUGAACCUCAUCUUCGCUGCUCAAAGAACAACAUCCCAAGAGCUCGGAUGAGAACUUUGAAGAUGAGCGUCGUCAUCGUGGUCUCCUUCAUCGUUUGCUGGACUCCGUACUACCUGCUGGGGCUCUGGUACUGGUUCUUCCCCGACGACCUGGAGGUGAAAGUCUCGCACUCCCUCACCCACAUCCUGUUUAUCUUCGGGCUUUUCAACACCUGCCUUGACCCGAUCAUCUACGGCCUCUUCACCGUGCGCUUCAACCGGAGGCUGAGCAGCAGGGCCGCCGCGGCCUCCGGGGUGGACGCCAAGCCGGCAACAGCGGACUCCGUGAAAUGCACUUUGGCUGGAGGAUCUGCGGAGGGUAGAAGGGAUGGCAGCUGUGAAUCAAAUGAGCAAAAUUCACCGACAGCAGGCUCUGAAUGAGUGCAGCCACUGACGAUGGGGGAGCACAGAAAGCAAUAUGUGAAGAGAAACAAAAGGAAGAAAUGUAACUUUUAUUUGCCAUUGUUACUGGACUCACACUAACACCCAUAUGCAUGUGUGAAAUGAUCUUUAUCACUCAUUAGAAUCCAGAUUUGAAGGUGGGUAAUGAGUUUACUGUUCUCACUGUACAUCUUACAUACAAGCUGUGUCUGCAAAUGGCUUCAGCGUUAGGUCAUUAAAGAGCUUAAAGAACUGCUUGGGGUACUUAAAGGGGCAGUAUUAUGUGUUCUCCAACCACAUGGUAUCGUUUUAUAGCACA